Molecule: messenger RNA, 855 nt
Organism: Stylonychia lemnae
Lineage: Eukaryota; Ciliophora; Spirotrichea; Sporadotrichida; Oxytrichidae
Source: the annotation of a GenBank genome assembly
AUGAAGCACGAGUGGGACUACGUUCAAGGUGGAAAAACUUCAGUUAAAAUCCAUAACGCACCAGGAGGAAAUUCAUAAAUAAGCUUUGGAAGUGAACCAACCAGCUAUGGAAAUCAAGGAAAUAGCUAUGGAAACCAAGGAAACUAAUAUUCAAAGAAUCAAAGAUAAUAUCAGGAUCAAGUUAACAAUUAUCAAUCCUCUUACUAAAAGAAUGCCUAUGAUGGCUAUUACGGAUAAGUUCCAACUGAAAAUCUUGCCACUGCUGGUGCUCCAACCAGAACCCUCGAUCACAAGCAUCACACUAAGGGCCAAGUAAACUAAUAUGACAACUAUUCACCACAAAAAUCUCAUGGAGAUGAAAGAAGCUCAGUUAAAAUUCAUAACCCUCCUGGUGGAAAGAGUAACUUCAGUAUUGGCACUCAAUUUUAAGAUGAAUACCAAAAGCCAGCUUUUAGAUAGCAAGAUAUGAAUACUAGAGGCUACUAAGAGUAACCAUCAAAAGGAAGAGGCAGAGUUGGAAAUGAUUAGUUCUAAAGUUCAAGCGAUAUUUUUGGGACCAGCAAUAAUAAUUAAUCUAAGUAUGGUGGCUAAUCACAAGGAUUCGGAGGCCAGAAAAAUAAAAAUCAAGAUAGAUUUGGAGGUGGAUACUAACAACAAGAUUAUGAUUACAAUAAUGACUAUCAGGGUUUCGGUGGAAGAUAACAAAAAAGUAACUAGUAUCAACAAUAAUCUUCAAAUGAUUAAUUAUUCGGACAAAGAGUCGAAUCAGGUCAAAACUGCGGGCCAACUACUGAGAAGUCUUCAGUCAAGCUUCACGCUCCCCCCGGUGGAAAGAGUAGCAUUCAAUUCUUUUGA